Molecule: messenger RNA, 1411 nt
Organism: Pistacia vera
Lineage: Eukaryota; Viridiplantae; Streptophyta; Magnoliopsida; Sapindales; Anacardiaceae
Product: transcription factor bHLH96-like
Exons: 3
Coding region: 207-1154 (315 amino acids)
Biological process (GO): regulation of transcription by RNA polymerase II
Molecular function (GO): protein dimerization activity; RNA polymerase II cis-regulatory region sequence-specific DNA binding; DNA-binding transcription factor activity, RNA polymerase II-specific
Source: RefSeq, a predicted model, not a curated record
UCAUGAAGAAGGCCUUUAAAAGCUCAGUUUAAAACAAUAAUCAAAGCCAACUUAAACUUGAUAUUAUUAAGUACUGCUUCUGCUUUCUCUCUGGGGUCUCUUUUCUACACUUCAUCUUCUUCUUCUUCCAUUUCUUCAUGUGGGUUGGCCUUAAAAAUUACAAAGAGUACUUAAUUAAAGAGCUUUAGUUGAGGGAGAGAAGAAUAAUGGCGCUUGAGGCAGUUGUUUAUCAGCAAGAUUUUUUGGGCAUCUACAAUGGGUUGUUGGCAACGUCUAGUUGGGGCUAUGACUGUGGUGGCCUGGAGAAAGAAGAUGAAGAUAAAUUCUCUUUUGAUCACUUUAUUGACAACCAAACAGAAAGUAAUUUUCUUCAUGGACAUUUCAACGACAUGUUGUACCAGCCGAAUUCAUCCUCAGAUGCUACCAAUAAUACCAUUAAUAAUCCUAAUGGUUCAUCUUCAACCUUAAUCCAAGACCUUCCUCAAAUGGACUCUUCAGCAACCACCAGCAUGCCUAGUUCUCGUCCUAAACGGCGUCGAUCCAAAAGCCGGAAGAACAAAGAAGAGAUUGAGAAUCAAAGAAUGACUCACAUUGCUGUGGAGCGCAAUAGGAGGAAACAAAUGAACGAAUAUCUCUCUAUUCUUCGCUCUUUAAUGCCUGAAUCUUAUGUCCAAAGGGGUGAUCAAGCAUCGAUUAUCGGAGGCGCUAUAAAUUUUGUGAAGGAGCUGGAGCACAAGCUACAGUUACUUGGUGGCCAUAAAGAAAUGAAGGAAAAAUCCGAGAGCGGUUCACCUUUUGCUGAAUUCUUCACAUUUCCACAGUACUCAACAAGUUCAAAUCUUGGUGAUAGUGAAACAACAACUGUAGAGAAUCAAUCCGCCAUAGCUGACAUCGAAGUCACCAUGGUAGAGAGCCAUGCAAACCUCAAGAUAAGAUCGAAAAGGCGGCCGAAACUGCUGCUGAAAGUGGUUUCUGGGUUGCAUACUAUGCGCCUCACAAUCUUGCACCUUAAUGUCACAACAGUUGAGCAAAUUGUUCUCUAUUCUCUCAGUGUCAAGGUAGAAGAUGACUGUAAGCUGACUUCAGUGGAUGACAUUGCCACAGCUGUGUAUCAGUUGCUAGGUAGGAUUCAAGAAGAUGCUAUGUUUAAUUGAAAUAUGUGAUUUAGAUUUAGAUUUUAGAUUUAAUUAUCCACUGUGAUUUGCUACUUCUUCUUCUUCUCUUUAAUUUUACCCCCCCUUUAUCAUUAUAAUACCAUUUGUGGGUACUUUCUUUGUUUUUAAAUUAGUCUGUACCUGAAAUUGCUCACUGCAAUUACUGUUAAUCUUCUCCCAUUUUCAUUUUUAAUUAGUGUAGUUUGUUUGUUUUGUUGCCUUCUGGCUAAUGGGUUGUUCAUCUUUUUCCUCUUUGA